UUUGGACAGCCCUUUCAAAGCUCCAAUUUGGACAGCGACAAAAGGUCGAAUGACAGUCUAUGAUCCCAAGUGCAGUUGUUCUGUGAUACUACCCUAGCAGCUCUACCUCGAAAUGGCUCUUCUCGAUGAUGUCGAACACAAAAGCCCGCCGUUAUUAAAAUACCGCCGUAGAAUCGGUAUAGUUCUAGCUGUUGUGGUAAUCGUUAUCUUCGUAGUUGGCUUUCUGAUCGGUUUUUUCUCGGCCCCCCGAGGUAGCAAGCACGGACCUGAACAUGGCUCCUCUAAACCCGAAGAGCAGGUCGCGUACACAGAUCGUAUGACCGACUCCUUGAGGGCUCAGAACUUGGAGAACUUUUUGAGGGAAUUCACUAAACGCCCUCACAUGGGUGGGACCGAUGAAAACCGGAAGUUAGGUGAAUACAUCCGGGACUUGUGGUUGAGUUAUGGAUUCGACAAGGUGGAGAUGCCUCGAUAUGAUGUUCUCUUGUCCAUCCCACCACGUGACAAACCCAAUGCCGUCAAGAUCAUUGAUGAGAGAACCGGGGGGGUGAUUCUUGAUGUCCAGGGCCCAGAGAAGAUUGCAGAGCCAAGCGAGAACGACACCCUUGUCGCCCCACCAUUCCUUGCGUACGCGCCAGCAGGUCAUGUGACUGGGGACCUAUUGUAUGUCAAUUACGGCUCGACCCAGGACUUCGCCAAGUUGCGUGACAUGAACUUGACCUGUGACGACAAGAUCGUUAUCUUACGCUACGGUAAAAUAUUCCGAGGUGACAAGGUUAAGAAUGCAGAGAGAUGUGGCGCGAAAGGCGUACUGAUUUACUCCGAUCCUGCUGACUACGUAGCCGCGGGCGCAGGGACAUUCCCAGACACUUGGUGGCUCCCGCCUUCAGGGGCCCAGCGAGGGACCAUAUAUGCUAACAAUGGAGACCCCCUCACCCCAGACCUCCCGGCAACGGAUGGGAUUUACCGGAUUCCGUUUAAUAAGACCAAAGGCAUCCCUGGUAUACCCGCCCAGGCUAUGACGUAUGGGGAUGCUGUGCAUUUUCUGAGUAGAAUGGGAGGAGCUGAAGUGCCGGAUGGAUGGUCAGGACGUCUCAAUAUCACCUACAGACUCGGCCCAGGCUUCCGUGACACAAACCUCCGAGUUCGCCUCGAGGUCAACAACGAGUUCGUGACGCGCUCGGCUUAUAACGUGAUUGGUACGAUUCGAGGGGCUGUUGAGCCUGAUCGCAUCGUCAUGAUCGGUAACCAUAGAGACGCUUGGGUAUUUGGUGGGGUGGAUCCGUCCAGUGGGUCAGCGGUUAUGAUGGAAGUGGCACGUGGUUUUGGAAAAUUGAUGAAGGAAACUGGCUGGCGUCCUCGUCGUACCAUCAUGUUCUGUAGCUGGGGUGUCGAGGAGUAUGGACUUAUCGGAUCGGUGGAAUGGGUGGAGGAAAAUCAGAAAACCUUGGCGGACCGGGCCGUCGUCCAUAUAAACCUUGACACCGCCGUCAAAGGAAACUAUAGUUUCUCAGCAUCCGGGAGCCCUUUACUGGCAGAGUCCAUCUUCAAGGCAACCGCCAAAACCACGGACCACAGCAAGACCCACACUGUUUACGACACUUGGAAAAGACUUCGCCCAGCUCCUGGCGGGAAUAAGCCAAUACUUGGGACGUUGGGGUCUGGGUCUGAUCAUGCGCACUUCGCAUAUUUCGUUGGGAUUCCUUCCAUUGAGAUGAGCUAUGGAUUCUACUCACACGGAAUUUAUGGGUACCCUGUGUAUCACUCGGUUCAUGAUACCUUCUACUGGCAGAAGAAAUUUAACGAUCCUCAUUUUCUGAAUUUUCUGACGAUGGCACAAGUGAGUGGGCGUCUAGUAAUGGAUUUCAGCGAACCUGCGCUACUCCCUUUUGAAUUUGGACAAUAUAAGGAGACGCUUCUCAGUGGGAUAAAAGCAUUGGAUAAAAGCUAUGGCGAUCGACUCAAAGAGAAAAAUAUCACUUUGGAGUACGUUAAGGAUGCGAUAGAAACCCUUGAGGAGGCCAUGACCAAGUUCACGGCACAGAAACAACAAGCCUCAACCACUGAAGAUUUCGUAAAGCUUCGUAUGCUGAAUGACCAAAUGAUGCUCUUCGAGCGAUCAUUCAUCUGGCCUUAUGGGUUGCCAAGGCGACCAGACACACGUCAUGUGAUCUUUGCCCCGGAGAUGCAUAAUCAGUAUGGGUCUAGUAUGUUCCCUGCAAUUGGGGACACCCUGUUUGAUAUUGAGAAGACAGGGGACUGGGACCUAGUUAAGAAACAAGUCUCUAUCAUAACUCAUAGCAUUCGCUCUGCCGCAUUGGUCUUAAGGGUCAUUUAAGAUAUAGUAACCUAGCAACCCAACCAUACGUAAGAGUUAAUGACCGAGACCCGAUGCAAUAAGCGAUAUACAUCCCGAGGCCGCAGGAUGUAUAAGCUUAUUGCCGAAGGCUCGAAGUAAUUAACUGACUUAUUACGGAUUGACAAAGGUUUCCACGCAAAAAUGUUUUUCAGAAUCUUAAUCUUUGAAGUUGAACCCUGAUUGAACAAAGAGUGGUGUGGAGGAUUAAAACCCCAUUAGCAUAUAUAUCGAAAAGUUAUUUCUUCUGCAAUUUCUACGGCAAUCAAAAAGGAAAACGAUUUUAAUAAUCAACCACAUCGGUAUUUGCUUAAUAGUCACGAAAACUAUUUCGUCCUUGAAAACAAAGGCCUUGGUAUCUUAAUUGUACCAAAUACAAAGAAGAGUUUUCCCUGCGCGGCCAGUUUAUGGCAUUUUACAAUGGGGGUAGUCUAUAUGUGUUCUUUAUUUGUAGGAAAUAACAAUCAUGCAAUAAGCAAGUGAUUUUCCUUUACAAAAGGAGCGUUUGAAUGAGAUGUGUUGCACCCUUUAGUUAGCUUAAUUAACGCUCGUAUUUUUCUGAGAUGGAGAGCGACGAAGACAUGUCCGAACUGACACAGAAUACGUUUUCGCGAGUCGAAUAGUUUCUCCCGGAUUUUGAUCUUGUCGGAACGAUCCUUGGUUCCCUGCUAGCAGAGACCUCUUUUCUCUGUAUUUCUCUGGGCUGCCCAGCGAAAUACAGAGAAAAGAGGCCUCUGCUAGCAGGGAAGAUCCUUGGAACAACAAACUGUAAUAUUACGAUUCUAAGUGAAAAAUAAGUUGAGAAGAGAAAGGACGACAGGAUUCCGGAGAACACGAAAACCAACACGGUGUGGGCUGUUCUUACCUGACAAGACUGGGCAGAAGUGAGGAAUAAGAACCAGAGCUGUGGCGGCAGGAUCGGAUAGUUUCGUAAGUUUCGAUAGUAUCAAAGGUGUUCGAUUGUAGUGUUGAUGAAGUAAUGAUAGAGGAUGUUUGUAAGGUUGAUAAAGUAAUAAAGAGCCAGGGCGAAAAAGGCAAUAAACCCCUAAAAAGACCUGCAGAUAUAAGAAAUUAAUAGUUGAAGUUUGUCAUUUUUAUGGUCCAAUAGAUUUUGGACAAUUGCAAAGUUAAGUUCCAAAUGGUUGGGUUUUGAUAUUCAGCAUGGAAGAGUGCAGGUAGUCAAUUGAUUGAAUUGCUCAUUAUAAAUGCAAGGGUUGUAUACGAGCUUCCCCUGGAUACAUCCUUGCAUUUAUAAUGAGCAAUUAAAUUCAAUAUAUCAGCCCCGUUCUUUCCUGCUGAAUAUCAAAACCCUCCCCGGGCUCUUAGCUACUUGCAUAUUAUAGAGGUUUCUACGUGAAAUAAAGCCCUAAAAAAAAACAAAAAAAAAACAAUGGAAACCGUGUCAAUCAUGUAAUAAUAGAUGAUAUUAAAUGGUAAACUCAACAAAUAUUAUUGUAUCCUAACUUAAUGAAUCCUGGGGUCCAGAGACUAAAAGUCCACUUCACCCACCCCCUGUUAGAAAGCAGCUUCUUUCUCUCUCUCCAAAAACAGCCUCUUUCUUCCAGGGUAAACUAAAUAAUAUAUAAUAACAGGAGAACAUGCUCUCCUGAUAAUAAUCAAUAAAUAUCUCUUAUGUAGCUUUA
This is a messenger RNA of Nematostella vectensis (starlet sea anemone), 3999 nucleotides long. Its product is annotated as glutamate carboxypeptidase 2-like. NCBI's taxonomy places the organism in Eukaryota, Metazoa, Cnidaria, Anthozoa, Actiniaria, Edwardsiidae. The record is from RefSeq and is a predicted model, not a curated record. Gene Ontology annotation, molecular function: carboxypeptidase activity. The transcript has 7 exons. The coding region runs from base 113 to 2338 and encodes 741 amino acids.